Cylicostephanus goldi is the source of this 447-nucleotide messenger RNA. Lineage: Eukaryota; Metazoa; Nematoda; Chromadorea; Rhabditida; Strongylidae. The record is from the annotation of a GenBank genome assembly.
AUGCAUCUAGACCGCCAUCUGCCUUAUUUUCUACGUGGACGAGUUGUUACUGGCUUUGGACGAGGUGGCAAACAGCUAGGAUGCCCGACAGCAAAUAUUGAAGAGGCGGUGGUGGAAACCUUACCCGCUGAAUUUCCUUGCGGGGUGUUUUACGGACUGGCGCGGAUCGAGGGUGAACAGGUCGACAAGAUGGUGAUGAGCAUCGGCUGGAAUCCACACUAUAAAAAUGAAAAGAAAACCUUGGAAGUACAUCUACUGCGGCAGUUCGAAAACGAUUUUUAUGACUCAAUGAUGGAUGUGCUCAUACUUGGCUUUAUUCGUCCAAUGACUGCCUUCAAUAGCUUAGAUGAGCUUAAAGCAGCGAUCAGUUCCGACAUAACUCUAGCCAAAGAAGAACUGAAGAAAAUUGAUACAGAAAGUUUGAUACAGCAAUAUUUUCAGCACUAA